UUCAGCAGAGCCACGGAUGUGUUCCCAGGGGGUUGGCAGUAGACGUCUCAAAGACAGGGAGAGAAGGAGAGGAGAGUGGAUUAUGAAGGCACACAGUGUCCACACGCAGACAACACUACAGGGUAAUGGGGAAUCAGACCUGCAUCUUCCUGUGGAAACUAAGAGAACCAACAGGACAGAUGUCCCAGCUGUUAUCCAGCGUCCACCCCACGCUAUCAAUCUGCUUCUGGCUCUUCAGCAUGUCUUUGUCCAGUGCUCUCUACUCGUUCUUGUGCUGGGUGUUUUGCAGCCUCAUUUACCAUCAGGAGAUGGAGAUGAGGAGAGGUUUCUGUCCUCCAUGUUGUUCUACUCGAGCCUCUCCACCCUGCUUCAGAGCUGUCUGGGAACGUGCUUACCUGUGGUCCAGGUUCCCUCUCUGGAGGGCCUGGUUCCUGCUCUGGUUCUCGCCGCACAGACCGUGGGGGAUUCGGCCUGCAGGGGGCGCUGUGGGGAGAACAAGGACCAGAUCCUGCCCAGAACCAUCCAAGUCAGAGAGCUGCAGGGUGUGACAGUGACGGUCGGUUUGAUCCAGUUGGUUCUGGGUUUGACGGGCCUGGGCGGGGUGGUUCUGAGACACUGUGGUCCACUGGUCAUGGCUCCCGUGCUGUGCCUGCUGGGCUUCUCCAUCUACAGGGAGGCGGCGCUGCUUUGUUCGGACCACUGGGCCAUCGCUGCGCUGGUGAUUAUUCUGCUAGUAGGCAUGUCCCAACAUUUACGCUCCUUCCUGUUCCCAACAUGCCUCCGGCUGCCUCAACUCCCAGUCUUCAGGAUGAUCUCUGUUCUGCUGCCUGUGCUGAGUGUCUGGGCGAUGUGUGCUGUACUAGAGACCUUGGGUUAUUUACAUCUGCACUCUGUCUCUGAGCUGCUGCCGGUGCUGAAGUCUAGUAACUCUUCCCUCCUGGCACCUCCACCAUCUGAGAAAAACCUCUCCUCCAGCACUGUCCACUGGCUCCGCCUCCCGCUGGCAGUGGAGGCAGGGCUCCCCCUGUGGUCGGCGCGAUGCAUUGCGGCCGGUGUUGUUGCAGCUCUCUCCUCCUCUGUGAGCUCUGUGGGAGUGUACAUGUUAACUGCCCGCGUACUGGGGGCCCCCCCUCCCCCUCCUGCUGCCUUUAACAGAGGCCUGGGGGCGCAGGGCCUGGGCAGUGUGGUGGCUGGCCUGAUGGGGGCGCCACUUGGGCUCAGCAGCAGUGUCCCCAACGGCUGUUUGCUGAGAAUCAGCCAGGCUGGGUCUAGGUGGACAGUGCAACUGGCAGCCAUCUUGGGUCUUGCCCUAGGAUUGUCCCCUCGUCUGACACAGCUCCUCACCUCUGUCCCCUUGGCAAUCUAUGGUGCUGUUCUCAGUGUGACCUAUGCCAUCGCCAUGGCAAUGGGGGUGACAUAUUUCCAGUUUACACACAUAGAUUCUGGGCGUAACAUCUUCAACACCGGCUUCGCGCUCUUCAUGUCCCUUGUCUUGCCUCACUGGUUCUGUCUACGGAGCGAUUUUAUAGAUACUGGUAUGACCAGUGUUGAUGUUCUACUCCAGUCUCUUCUGACCUCACCUGUGCUGCUGGUGGGCAUCUUUUCUUUCCUACUGGACAACACUGUAUCAGGAUCUCUGGCGGAGCGGGGGCUCGACUCCGCAGAGAGCAGGAAGACGGGGAGGACGUUGGUCAGCGGCGAACCCGGCCACUGGACUACAGGACACCAACAGGAAGUAGCUUUGGUGUAUGACUCCCCUUACCUCCUGACAAGACUGUGGAACUUACCCGGGUUCAGGACGGUCGCCUACACAGCCUUCAGGAUCCCAGAUGAUGGGGAUGUUCUCUAGAGUUGUGUUGGACCCAUGUGUGCGGAAAGGUCCAAGGUUUCAUCGUGUGAUAAAGGGACUGAGAAGUGCAUGUAAUGAGAUGAACCUGACAAUUAAACCGUUUCUGGACUCACAGGGAGGGGAGAUGGAAGACUGACUGGCUCACGCCGUUUAUGUACUGAACUGGUAUUUCUCAAGUGUUAUGCUUGGUUAACUCAAUGUGUGACUCCAGGACACAAAUAAUAAUGACUGUGAAGAAUUACGAAGAUACAUUGCCUUAUUUUUAAAAAUAGAUAUUUAAAUUGUUUCUCACAACAUAAUAUUAUAAUAUACAUCUGACAUACUUAAUGCUUCUGAUUACCAGUGGAAAACAUUAUUCCAUAAAGUAACUGUGAAAGGCUGAACAUGUAACUACAAUAUAACAGAUAUACCUGAACACAAUGACUGGCUGUGGACAGCAACAUACUGUAUUACACACAGAUGCAUGAGUAAACU
Esox lucius (northern pike) is the source of this 2323-nucleotide messenger RNA. It is a transcript of the gene slc23a3, whose product is annotated as solute carrier family 23 member 3. The record is from RefSeq and is a predicted model, not a curated record. Gene Ontology annotation, molecular function: transmembrane transporter activity. The transcript has 12 exons. Gene Ontology annotation, cellular component: membrane. NCBI's taxonomy places the organism in Eukaryota, Metazoa, Chordata, Actinopteri, Esociformes, Esocidae. Gene Ontology annotation, biological process: transmembrane transport. Bases 17 to 1849 code for a protein of 610 amino acids.